Molecule: messenger RNA, 1627 nt
Organism: Ornithorhynchus anatinus (platypus)
Lineage: Eukaryota; Metazoa; Chordata; Mammalia; Monotremata; Ornithorhynchidae
Gene: COX15
Product: cytochrome c oxidase assembly protein COX15 homolog
Exons: 9
Coding region: 54-1292 (412 amino acids)
Biological process (GO): heme A biosynthetic process
Cellular component (GO): mitochondrial inner membrane
Molecular function (GO): oxidoreductase activity, acting on NAD(P)H, heme protein as acceptor
Source: RefSeq, a predicted model, not a curated record
GGGGGCGGGACGCGGCGGCGGCGGCCUUGGCGGGAGCUGGUGUGUGUGUGGCCAUGCUGCGGUUGGGGUGGGCGCCCUGCCGGGCGUCGCUAAGCAACGCGCGCUUCCUCCUGCCGCCCCCCCGGGGGGCCGCCCCCCCCCAGUUGAGUCCCUGCCCCUGGAUCCGGCUCCCCCUGAGACGAGAGCGGUGUCACGAGGCAGCUUCGCGAUCCGGAAGGGUCGCGACGACGACGUCCGCCCCCACGAAAGCCUCUGAGAGGAUCCUGGGCCGCUGGCUGUUGGUCUGCAGCGGAACCGUGGCCGGGGCAGUUAUUCUCGGUGGGGUGACCCGAUUAACAGAGUCUGGCCUCUCCAUGGUGGACUGGCACUUGCUGAAGGAGAUGAAGCCGCCCACGACACACGAGGAGUGGGAAGCGGAGUUCCAGAAAUACCAGCAGUUCCCCGAAUUUAAAAUCCUGAAUCGUGACAUGACCCUCACAGAAUUCAAGUUCAUCUGGUACAUGGAGUACUCGCAUCGCAUGUGGGGACGGCUUGUGGGCUUAGCCUACAUCCUGCCCGCUGCCUUCUUCUGGAGGAAGGGCUGGCUCACCCGUGGCCUGAAAGGACGUGUCCUGGCACUCUGUGGCCUCGUUUGCUUCCAGGGCCUUCUCGGGUGGUACAUGGUGAAAAGCGGGUUGGAAGAGAAGCCGGAUUCGCACGAUAUUCCUCGGGUCAGUCAGUAUCGCCUGGCUGCCCACCUGGGCUCAGCGCUCGUGUUGUACUGUGCCAGCCUGUGGACUGGACUCUCCCUGCUGCUUCCUCGUCACAAGUUACCAGAAACCCGUCAGCUCCUGCAGCUGAGACGAUUUGCCCAUGGGGUGACUGGCCUCGUCUUCCUUACGGCACUCUCAGGAGCCUUUGUGGCGGGCCUGGAUGCGGGCCUUGUAUACAACUCCUUCCCCAAGAUGGGGGAACGUUGGGUCCCAGAAGAUCUCUUCACCUUCUCCCCGGUCCUGAGGAACGUCUUUGAGAAUCCCACCAUGGUGCAGUUCGAUCACCGGAUCCUGGGAAUCACCUCCGUCACAGCCAUCACAGUGCUCUUCUUCCUGUCUCGGAAAGUCCCCCUCCCUCGCAGGACCAAGAUGGCGGUGGCCUCUUUACUGGCAGUGGCAUAUACACAGGUGGGCCUGGGCAUCAGCACGCUCCUGAUGUACGUCCCCACCCCGCUGGCCGCCACCCACCAGUCCGGCUCCCUGGCUCUGCUCAGCGUGGCCCUGUGGCUCAUGAGUGAACUCCGCCGGGUCCCGAAAUGAGCCUCCGCCGUGGCCCCAGCCGGGCUUUCUACGGGUCUGCGGAUGGAGCGGGAAUCGGCCUACUCAUCCCGUCCGUUGAAGAGAGGAGGCCUCGCUAGCCGGUUCAUCCGGUUGUUUCUAAAUGGGCCCAUUCACCGAGCGUCGGCAGGAGGAGCGAAGUUAAAGGAGAGUCCCACCGGCGGGGUAAUGUAUUUUUUAGAAUGUUUCACACCUAAGACCAGAGUGAAUUCAGACAAGGAAGCCGGUGGAUACAAAAAUCGUAUUUAUUUUUAAAAGACUUUAAAAAAAUCUUGUAAAAUAUAGGAACUGACAUUAAAUGUGUUUGUUGAAAUGUC